ACUCUGUCCUCCUGCGCAAGCUUUGUACCUGCCGGUAAUACGGUGCUUUUCCGACCGUAGUAGGUAUGCAACACGUGCUUUUUGGUGAAAAUGGAUGAGUUUAUCACAAGGAAGAGGUAUCUGGAACCUGGCCAACCCUUCGUAGUGCCACGUCGAGCGCGUCGAGAUGGAAUAGCAGCAUCGACUGCAGGAGUACAAGGUGGGGUCGCCGAAACAACUGCCUCCGAAGGUGAAUGUUCAGCCACAGAAAACGCGUUUCACGUGCCGACAGCUGAACUCGUGGAAACUGAUGAACGCAGCGUGGAAGGGAGUCCAUGUUUUGAUGUCGACAUCUGUGCUGCACCAAUCGAACCAGGACGCGAAUCAGAAUCCGACGACACGGAAUCAGAAUCCGGAGUGCUUUCGGAUGAUGGAGGAGAGGAGGAAACUGUCCGGGAAGAAUCAGAUGGUGAAGAAGUGGCAGCGGAGGCAGAAGACGAUGCCCAGGACGCUGACCCUUGCUUUGACCAACUGCAUGACCUCUCAAAUGAAAAGUUUGAACCGAAUUCGAGUUUCACGAAAGCUGAGGUGAUUGUGCUCGUGAUGUUGUACGUAUCAGCCUUCAGUAUUACGUGGCAGCAAUUAGAUGGUCUGGUACAGCUUUUGGCCACACUAAUGGGAGCAAAAUGGGGCCUUCCAACUUCAGCGUAUCAUUUUCGAAAGCUCUGGAAAGUCUCAGGACACACUUACCAUUUUUACUGUCAACAGUGCUUUGCCUACCUUGGGGAACGUCAGACACGACCCAUCGGUAAAGAAGUCAAGAGAUGUCCGGAGUGCAACAACGAAAACAACAUUGCAUCUCUAACCAGUGGCUUAUUUACGAUUUUGGACAUUGGUGCACAGGUGAAAAGCAUGCUGCGAAUUUUUUCUCGUGAAGUGGCACAAAUGUUGGAAAGACGAUCGUCCUGCAAGCACACCAUGGACGAUAUUGGAGAUGGACGAAUUUUCCAAGCACUGCUACGAAAAGGCAAGGUUGGGCUGCAUGAUCUUACACUUCUGGUCAACACGGACGGUAGUCCUACUUUCAAGUCUACAAGGUUCUCCAUUUGGCCUAUUCUCGCAGUCCUGAACGAGCUUCCUGCGAAGUUGAGAUGGCAGAAUGUCAUAUUGUGUGGACUAUGGUUUGGGAAAAAACAUCCCAGCAUGGAGCUCCUUAUCAAGAAAUUUGCUGACGUCGCAAACGUUGUGCCCAAACUGACGUGGAAAUGGGCAGGUCGUCCCGUGGUCUCAACUGUGCACGUUCUCUAUGGGUGUUUUGAUUCACCUGCAAGGGCUGCCGUGACAAAUGCAAAGCAGUUCAACGGCCGUUUUGGAUGCACCUGGUGCCUCCAUCAGGGACAGACUGUCAAAGGCACAAUGAAAUAUCCUGUGGGAGGUGAGCUACCAGGAGAACGAACUGCCGCGAUGACCUCAAAAGAUGGAUUACAGGCACUCAGGAGCGGACAAGACUCUCAUGGAAUAAAAGGACCAACAGCUCUCUCUCUCCUACCCAACUUUGACAUUGUUUGGGGAGUAUCCGUCGACUACAUGCACGCAGUAUUGUUAGGUGUGACACGGCAACUAACCGAACACUGGCUGCAGUGCACAUCUGCGGACUGCUAUAUUGGGGCACCCAAAACACUCCAUAUCAUAGAGAGUACGCUUUGUUCAAUAAGGCCGCCAAUCUCGUUUACUCGCCUUCCACGACCGCUGAAAGAGUGGAAGGACUGGAAAGCGAGUGAAUGGAAAAAUUGGCUUCUAUUCUACGCACCAGUCACACUGAAGGGCACGCUCCCCACAAAAUACCUUCACCACUUUGAACUUCUGUCACAGUCUGUGUUCACCAUGCUGAGGACAAGUGUAUCGUCAGAUGACAUAGACCGUGUCAACGGACUUUUGGUACAAUUUGUGUGUGAUGCUCAGCUGUUGUACGGAAACGAGUUCAUGACCUUCAAUGUGCAUCAGUUGUUACACCUGCCCAAAUGCGUCAAAAAGAUGGGACCCCUAUGGGCUCAUUCUUGUUUUCCUUUUGAAAGCAUGAACGGUAGGCUUUUGAAACUGAUCACUGCAGCGAAAGGAGUGCCCUUGCAAAUACUGGAGCGCUACUCCUUACGGCAGAAGGUUCACCAACUAUCUUAUGCAAUCAUAAUCUCUGAAUCUGCGAAGACGGCAUGCACGAGAAUUUGCAAAAAGAAUUUUCCCCUCAUGUUUUCGCAACACUACACAAAAAACAUGGUGCUAUCCAGUCCGUCGACGCUGCCUCUGACAGCAGAGGAGAACGCUGCAGUUUCUGAGAAGCUUGGGAGUGGGCAAUGGAGCUGCUGUGUGUAUGACAGGCUUAAAGUGGGUGGAAGAGCGCUCCACGCAGAGUGUUACUCGAGGCCAACGAGAACUUGUACAUCAUAUGUCUUCAUUCCAUCACUGGAGCACUAUGGUAGAAUUGCAAAGGUACUAGAAGUGACAUGUAAUGCAGAGAGCAGCUGCUUACUUUUAUGCGAGCUAGUCCGUGUAUCCAACACAUCGUUACCACACAUUCAUGCAGUCCGCAGUGGUAAUGCCAGGCUUUGUGUAUGUGAUCCGAUUGAUGUUAAAGUGUGUGUUUUCAUAAACACUGGGAAGCUGUCUUACAUAUGUGACAUUCCAAAUAACUUGGAAAGCGACUAAGUUGCAAGUAAGGAAUUGAACCUCUGUAUGCAAUAAGGGGAUAAGUCAACUUAUCCCCUUUUUACUAUUUUUGCUGUGAUGACAUCUACAUACCAGUAUGCACCUGUGAAUGAAAAUUUAGGACCUUAUUGUGAUUUGCUGGCCUGCUACAGCAUGGUGAAAAACGGGAAAUGCAUGUGUGUCAAUGGGACGGACAAUCAGAUCAGGCCCCUUUUCUCGCUUUGUGAUUUUUGGAUUUAUCCCCUUAUUGCAUACAGAGGUUCAAUUGCUGCUGUGUCAUUUUGUUGUCUAAUUUCCUCUGUCUGUUUUGUUGAUUCAAAAAAUAAUGGUAAUCAAAGUGCACUUCGCCGGAUCGAAUAAGGCACCACGGCUAGAUGUUCAUACAUCUUUUUUUUCAUGACACGGAGAAUUUCAGAAUAUAGGGUUUCUGGUUUACAGUGUUUACCAGAAAGCACCAAUACACGUACACCAGCAAAUUUUUAAUCUUAUCUGUCAAAAAGAGCUAAGCAUUGGAAACCACCGUAAAUAACAUUUUCAGGCUGCUAUCUUUUCUCAGAAAACAUGGUAAAUGAAAAUGGCUAUGAUGCAGGGGCGUAGCGACAGGAGCUUUGCGGGCUCAAGUUCCCCCCUCCCCCCGAAACCUUACCUUUGGCAGUGCA
Ornithodoros turicata is the source of this 3341-nucleotide messenger RNA. RefSeq lists its product as uncharacterized. The transcript is spliced from 2 exons. The coding region runs from base 91 to 2682 and encodes 863 amino acids. The record is from RefSeq and is a predicted model, not a curated record. NCBI's taxonomy places the organism in Eukaryota, Metazoa, Arthropoda, Arachnida, Ixodida, Argasidae.